This is a messenger RNA of Penicillium oxalicum, 1017 nucleotides long. RefSeq names its product alpha/beta hydrolase. The transcript is spliced from 2 exons. Gene Ontology annotation, molecular function: hydrolase activity. The record is from RefSeq and is a predicted model, not a curated record. NCBI's taxonomy places the organism in Eukaryota, Fungi, Ascomycota, Eurotiomycetes, Eurotiales, Aspergillaceae. The coding region runs from base 1 to 1017 and encodes 338 amino acids.
AUGGCUCUCCCGGACGUUGAACAACCUCCGUAUCCCCUGCAUGAGUCCGUGAAGCAUCUACUGGAUCCAGAAUAUGUCGACUUUUACAAUACACAUCUCAUCGACAAGCAACAGGUCCACUUGCAGCCUGUCGCUGCAUCGCGUACCAGCGGUGUGCUGAUACCCGGUGCAGGUCCAAUGCUGCAAGUGGGCAAGACGCACGAUCUGAUGAUCCCACGCCAGGCGACCCAAGGCCCUUCCGUGCCCAUUCGAGUGUUCACCCCCGAGGGCCCGACACCGGCUCAUGGGUGGCCGGUGAUGCUUUACUUUCACGGUGGCGGGUGGGUACUGGGCAACAUCAACACCGAAAACGUGGUCUGCUCGAAUUUGUGCGUGCGAGGCAAUUGCGUGGUGGUCACGGUGGAUUACCGUCUGGCCCCCGAGAAUCCGUUCCCCGCCGCUGUCCAUGAUUGCUGGGAGGCACUUCUGUGGCUGGUCCACCAAGGACCCUCGGCCAUCUCGAUUGACCCCUCGCGCAUGGCCACGGGCGGUUCUUCCGCGGGUGGGAAUCUGGCGGCGGUCAUGACCCACAAAGCUCUCAGUCUCUCACCUCCAGUUCGUUUCCAAGUUCAACUUCUCUCGGUCCCGGUGACCGAUAAUACGGCGACGGUGGCCAAUAACGAGGCCUAUCGUCGAUACGAACGUACCCCUGCGCUCCCCGCGGCCAAGAUGAUCUGGUAUCGCGAUCAUUAUCUUCCCCGAGAGAGUGACCGCACCGACCCCGAGGCGAGCCCAUUGUUCUACAAGGGUGACUGGUCCCAGCUUCCACCGGCCCUCGUGAUGGUCGGUGAAUUGGAUGUGCUACGUACAGAGGGUGAGCAGUACGCGGAAAAGCUGCAGAGAUCCGGGGUCGAGGUGAAUCUUCAAGUGAUGAAGGGCAUGCCGCAUCCAUUCUUGGCAAUGGACGGGGUGCUUUCCGAAGGGAAGCGAUGCAUUACUUUGAUGUGCGAUGCGCUGCAAGAGGCCUUUUGGCAGUAG